Poecilia latipinna (sailfin molly) is the source of this 307-nucleotide messenger RNA. Its product is annotated as H-2 class I histocompatibility antigen, Q9 alpha chain-like. The transcript has a single exon. The annotation marks the transcript as partial. The record is from RefSeq and is a predicted model, not a curated record. Gene Ontology annotation, biological process: immune response. Lineage: Eukaryota; Metazoa; Chordata; Actinopteri; Cyprinodontiformes; Poeciliidae. Gene Ontology annotation, cellular component: external side of plasma membrane.
CUUUUUCUUACAGUGAUCCACUUUCUGAAGUAUUUCUACACGGCAUCUUCAGGAAUACCAAACUUUCCAUCAUACGUGUCUGUUGGGUUGGUGGAUGAUGUUCAGAUAAGUUAUUGUGACAGCAACAUCAACAGAGUCAUUCCUAAACAGGAAUGGAUGAAUAAAGUGAGUUCAGAACAUCCGAACUACUGGAAGGAGGAAACACAGACAUGCCGAGAUAAACAGCAAACCUUCAAAAUCAGCCUUGAAAUUGCAAAACAACGUUUCAACCAGACCGGAGGUUUGUUUAUACUUCACCUUGUACAUA